Geodia barretti is the source of this 1716-nucleotide messenger RNA. Lineage: Eukaryota; Metazoa; Porifera; Demospongiae; Tetractinellida; Geodiidae. The record is from the annotation of a GenBank genome assembly.
UCCCCAGUGCGUGGACGACGACAGACACACGAAGAAGGAGAGAGCUGGAGGUCGACACGGUGACCCCUGCACCACCUGCUUCUGACGCCGACGGAGAGGUUCUCUGUGUGUCCCGAAGCUGCUACGUGGAGUGUGAAACCCUCAUAUCUUCCGACACUUGCUUGCUCCGUAUUUCCAGCUGAGACCUGCAGGUUCCAGUGGCACGUCUCUCCCUGCCACCUCCCCCUCUCUCGAUUGUCCUGGUGUGCCUCCCCCCACCUACUGUGAGACAUGCUGGCUCUGAUACUCUGAGAACGAGCGAUCCUGAAUGCGCAACGGAUGACCCGUGCCCUCUGUCAGUGCGAGGAGGCUCACACGGUUGCCUCGCCCGGGCAUGCUUUGCCGACCGUGGCGCGAGUCCGCAGACAAGUUUUCUCUCCCGGUGUCUGCUGCCCUCUCUGUCUCAGGAGAUGAAGUUAUCCACCAGUGGACCGCUCCUCCUGACAUCUCUCGCCCAACACCAGCAGUUACAGCGUCUUAUCAGCGUACCUCGACCGGCAACGCGACACUCGCCAACCCCCACUCCACUGCCACCCAUCUUUUUUCUUGUGCUGAAACUACCACCCACACUAGUGCCCUACAAUCACUACACAAACACAACACACCCACCUCAGAGCUGCCAUUCUGCGGCCACCACGCCUGACCACACUGCUGCCACCGGUGUCAAGGACGAUCAACCGUGAGCAGAGCACCUGAUGAGCGUCUUGGUGUCCAUUGCCACAUCGAGAAGGCAACCUGUGUCUUUCGGGAAUCAUCUCCCUCACUGAUGCACCACUGCCGGGUAGAUUGACUGCCAGGCUACAAAGGUGGUACUGCCAGAUCAUGUGACUGCGCCUGUGUGUGUCCUGAUGGUGAACUUGAGACGGUUGUGGUAUCGGCAGUCCUGGACAUGGAGUACAGUAACUAUCUCACAGACGGAGAUUCUGUCCAGAAACAGCUCAGAGAAGCUCUCGCUGGCCUCGGUCUGGAAGUGGUUGACAUCCGAGCUGAAAGCUAUGGCCUCAAACAGACUCAGAUUAUCAUUUCGCUGUCCUCAAUGAGUGGCGAUAAGAUUCUACUUGAAGAUCUUGAGGCAUUGCUGCUAGAACAGCUCAAGUCUCCGUCAGUCAUGUCCAUCAAAGUGGGUCACCACGAAGAGCCAAAGUCAAUAAAUGUUGUAUCGAGGCCUCUAGUCCGCCAGUCAUCUUCAAGCAGUGGCUCAGGGGGUGCCGACAAGACAGCAAUCAUUGCAGCAGUGACUCUCACAGUAGUGGUUGCGCUGGUCGGUGCCAUAGUCAUCAUGGUCAUCGUCACCAGAGCACGCCGGAUGACACCCAUCCCCAAGACUACCACAGUUUAACAUCUCAACAACCCCUAGCCAAAUUAUUACCACCCACUCAUCCGUAUAUGAUAUCUCUCCAGCCAAGGACUUUCCCUGCUUCUGAUUUUAUCCUCUCCGCCUCAAUCUCCUGUAUAGUCAUGUUCACCCUAUAUGCAUGAUGUCACUUAUCACUCAAAUCUAUGUGUGUGUGUGUUGUGAUUGUGUUGCUGUGCCGUGUAUAUAUAACUAUGAGACUCUUUUUCACAUUCAAGCAUAAGUUUAUAACUACAUAAGCGCAGACACGGAUGUAUUCGGAAGCUUAGGCAUGAAAAAACAUGUUUAUAGCAUACUAGCUAAAAGAAUAAUAUGAGAGGAAA